This is a messenger RNA of Talaromyces marneffei, 3090 nucleotides long. RefSeq lists its product as uncharacterized. The record is from RefSeq and is a predicted model, not a curated record. Gene Ontology annotation, biological process: protein desumoylation. Gene Ontology annotation, cellular component: nucleus. Gene Ontology annotation, molecular function: deSUMOylase activity. The coding region runs from base 1 to 3090 and encodes 1029 amino acids. NCBI's taxonomy places the organism in Eukaryota, Fungi, Ascomycota, Eurotiomycetes, Eurotiales, Trichocomaceae. The transcript has a single exon.
AUGGAGGGCGAUUCCGAUAUCCAGAUGGUGGACGCACCUGAGGCUUCGCCUCGCUCUUUAGGAGCUUUUCUCUCAGGCUCGCAAGAAACUUACCCUACACCAAUUUAUGUUUCCUAUCUGGAAAAGUACAGCAGAGUGAAUGAACCUGCGUCUGCCAGUCUUCGACCACCCUGUAUACACUCGAACACUUACAAGCCUAUUCGCGAAAUGUUGCCACACAUUCCUUCACAACUGGCAAAGAGUCGAUCCUCAACCAUUACAGCACCUGUGACUCGAGGGCCGAACUACUUCAACACUCCAAAGGGCUCAAUGAUAAGCUUUAGAAAUUCACGGACUCGAGCAGUCCGUUAUUUGGGGGAGCAAAAUUCCUCACGGCGUUUUAGCCCAUCUGAACUCCGUCGAUCGAGAUCACAGCAAACAAAUUAUACUCCUGAUCCACUCAAGAAAACUUGGAACUUCGCGAAUGACUUUCGUGUGGUAAACAGGGAAGCCCGGCUUGAAAGGGCUCGUGCUGCAUUGGAGGCAUCUCUCGGUGGAAUGUCGAAUCGUCCUGGCAAACGUUUUAUUACUGAUGUCGACGAGUCAGAGUUGGAGCCUAAGCGUCCACGAAUUCUCGAAACUCAGGGAACUGCCAUGGAUCCAACACCAGGGAAGCUUCCAGUACGUAUGCCAGGUGCAUUCCCAGAAUCUCCUGUUCAUGCUCCAGUUGAAACUCAUCCGCUUUCUUUACCUGCUGCUCAGAAUGCUGCGGCCCGGAACAGCCUUGCAAUCGAUGGACUGAACAUCUAUGCUCGCAUUCGCCGAAUCACUGGUGUUGUGAGAGGCGCCCAUCGAGCUCUCAAACAGGGUAUCAAAGUUAGCGCUCAGUUUGUUACCACAGUUGGGCAACGCAUUAGAGCGACUCAUGUACCUAUUCCGACAGUUAUCGUCGAAGAGCACCAGGAGACACAAGAGACUUACGAGAGUGCUACCUCUGCUUCUAGCGAUCAGUUGCAGGCUGACCUGACUGCACACACUCAAUCUCUUCCCCCUCGUCGCUAUGCUGUUCCAGUUGUUGAUCCCUCUGCUCAGUUGCAAGCAGAACUUUUUGAUCACACUUCGCACAUUUCUCCACCCUCCACUAUCGUUACUGCACCAACACCUCGUACGAUUUCUGCUAACGUGAUGGCUCAAGACCAACCUUCUAUUCAAGAAGCAACCAUGUCGAAACCGAGAGCUACUCUUCUAGAGGCGCAGCCGACAACAAGUGCAACUUCUGUUUCAGAAGUGCAAGCAACACCCACCCUUACAUCGCAACCAACCCCUACUAUUACAGUUCAACCAACAUCGACUUCUUUCGUGGUAGAACCUUUCGUCGAUGUCGAUGUCGAUGAAGACCUGAAUGUACGAAGAAUGCGGGAACACUUUGACAGACUCAGAGGUGGCCGUCCACGUCCUGAACCCUCUCCAUACCGUCAAGCCUACCUGGAUCGUUUAUUUGAGCGUCCCGCCCCUGUGACUCCUGCUGACACAAGUCUUGAUGCAGAGGUCACCAACUCUGAACUCGCUCAGGAACGUGAAGAAGAAAUUGAGGAUACUCCAUCAGUUUCAGAACAAGAGCAUCCAACUGAUGAUGAGCAGGACACCACUCAGGUUGAAGAAAUACAGAUUGCAGAGGAACAGGCUGAAGAGCAAGAUGUUGGAGUGCAAACCGCCGAGGAAAACAAUGCCAUGGACCCUGCCAUUCCUCCAGAUGACGAUGAAGAAUACGAUCCAAACGCCUACUAUCCGGGUGUGCCACCACUUAUGCCCGAAAGACGUUUCAUUUUUAAUGCAGAAUUUCGACGCAAAGCUGCCGCAAAAGCUGAAGCUGAACGUCGAGCUGCGGCUGCUCGAGAAGCAGUCGAAGCUCCAGUGCGAGAGUACGUCGCUGCUUUGGAAGCUUUGGAAGUUGCUAAAGCUAAGCAAGUUCGAGAUGCUCUUCGCCCUAUCCUUCGGCGACGUCGCGGAGACAAUCCAAACCAACCCCAGAUAGAAACAAUGAUACAAGAGACGGUCAAUCAGUUGGCGGCCACUACUGUUCACGACGAGGUUCCUGCGACUAUUCGUCCGGAACGCCACGUACAUUGGCCCGAUGAAGAUGAAGGAAUUAACUUUGGCACUGUGAUUUCUGCUUGUGCGUGGUUUCGUACACACUGGCCACCGUCCAAACUUACCCAAGGCCCCGAGCCGAGAGAUAGAGCAGGGUAUGAGGCAUAUGAAGAUGAUAUUCGUCGUCGUGAGGAACAGUGGGAGCGUCAACAACAGGAACAAGUUGUACAACGGCGAGAACAAGCUCUUGGUCGUGUUGGAGUCCCCGAUGGCCAGUCUGCAGUUAGAUCUUUGACACCGGAAUGGGAGCAACGCUUGCUAUCGGCGAUGCGAUCCUCACCACGUGAAAUUCUAGUCAGAACACCAGACGCGGAUCUCACGAAGGAAAAACUACAAACUUGUUGGACACCUUUGGCCUGGCUCAACGAUGAGGUAAUUAAUGGUCACCUCACAUACACCGUCGACUAUCUCCGCCGUCAAGCUAACAAUCUUGGCCGCAAUGAUGCACCGAGAUACCACGCUUUCAACAGCUUUUUCUACAAGAACCUGCGCGAUAGCGGUUACCAUUCCGUCAGGCGCUGGGCACAUCGCGCAAAGAUCGGCGGUUCUGCUCUCUUGAACGUCGACACAGUUUUCAUUCCGGUUCAUGAAGGCGCUCACUGGACUCUACUUGUCGUAAGUCCCAAGAUGCGCACUAUCGAGUACUUUGACUCCCUCGGAGGAAACGCCGAUUCCUUCGUCGAAAACACCAAACGAUGGCUUCAAGGCGAACUGGGCGACGCGUACAACGAGUCAGAAUGGCUGUUUUUGAACACCGAAUCACCCCAACAAGACAACGGGAGCGAUUGCGGUGUGUUCUUGCUCACGAGCGCGAAGGCGAUUGCCCUUGGCCUUAAGCCAACCGUCUAUGGACCCCGGGACAUUAACCUCAUCCGACGCAAGAUAGUCGCCGAGUUAAUGAAUGGCGGUCUAUCAGGGGACUUUGAUCCUCGGGGGUCCUCCGGUAUUGCACUAUUGUGA